Maniola jurtina (meadow brown) is the source of this 3197-nucleotide messenger RNA. RefSeq names its product facilitated trehalose transporter Tret1-like. Lineage: Eukaryota; Metazoa; Arthropoda; Insecta; Lepidoptera; Nymphalidae. Gene Ontology annotation, molecular function: transmembrane transporter activity. Gene Ontology annotation, biological process: transmembrane transport. Bases 631 to 2145 code for a protein of 504 amino acids. Gene Ontology annotation, cellular component: membrane. The transcript is spliced from 4 exons. The record is from RefSeq and is a predicted model, not a curated record.
AUGUCCACGUUUAAGAUAACCUUCCAAGGGCAUAAAGAGACCUUGUGAAAGUAUAUAUGGAGGGGAAUCUGAGUUCAUUCACAGUAUUUCGAAACAAACACCGACCACAAUAUAUCUAACCGUUUGGAAAAAAACAAGUCUUGGGCGAGUUUCGGCACUACAUUUUAAAAGUUUAUCAAUAUAAAAACAAGUCUUGUUUUUAAAUGAAUAUCAAUCAGCUGAUCAUAGGCCACCUUUAAAUAUUUGUUAUAAUAUAAAUAUGGUGAAACGUUGUAGGUGCCUACAGUUUUAUGAUAAAACUUGAAGUGGUAUUAAGAGAUCAGUGAAAUCUUGUAACAUGAUCAAUGAUUAUCGAGUUUCCACAAUAAGUGAUAACGUGAUGAAAUAAUAGAUUAGUGAAUGUGUCAACAUUACGAGAAUCAUCCUAUACACUUGAGUUUUUGGAUUAAUUAGCAUUCCUUGCACUUGGCAUUAACAGCUGUGCAGUGAAGACGACACACGAGUGAAUGCGCGUAUUUACGACUCGAGUGAUAAGAUAAUGUGCCAUCAAACAUAGUGAUUCGAGUAUCAUAAAGCCCUUGUUUCGGACUGGCGACACAUCACACAGUGCCACCAAAGAUUCGGUUCGCGAUGGACCGUGCCGCCGUGCCUGAGCUAGAGAAAAUAAGCGUGAAUGACUACGAGAAUGGAAGCGCGAAGGAAAUCCCGAAGCACAAAGCCUACAGUGAUGUGCAAACGACACAUGUACCAUUUCGGAGACAGGCUUUCAUAGCAUUGGGUACCUUCAUGCUGUCCUUUAGUGCAGGAGCGACGGCAGGGUUCUCGGCAGUACUUAUACCGCAGCUGCAAAAUGAAAAAGGACAUCAUAAAUACUCUACUGAAACGGUGUCUUGGGUGGCUGCCACUGCAUCGUUGGCGUUAUUUUUUGGUAACAUGAUAUCAGGAUACCUGAUGGAAAAACUGGGAAGAAGAGCAUCUCAAAUCCUAGUAUCAGUGUUUUACAUAGGAGGAUGGACGAUCAUCGGUUUCGCUGGCAACAUAGAAUUAAUAUUACUGGGCAGAUUUAUUACAGGAUUCUGCCAAGGAUGGCUGGGUCCUUUGGGACCAGUUUUUGUUGGAGAAAUAAGCUCGCCAGCUUACAGAGGUCUGUUUUUGGCUGGUCUCUCCUUAAGUAUAGCGUCUGGUGUAUUUAUGUCACAUCUGUUUGGAACGUACCUUCACUGGAGUCAUUCUUCUCUACUUUGCGGAGUAUUUCCUUUACUCGGAUGUAUCAUAUUAUAUUUUGCACCAGAAUCGCCGGCUUGGUUGGCAUCUAAAAAUGAAAUCGAGAGGUGUGUACAAUCUUUUCAAUGGUACCGAGGCAAUAGUCCAGCGAUGAAUCUUGAACUCGAGAAGAUGAUAGCAGACCAGACCAAAAAGAAGGAAGAGAAGAGCAAAAUUCAAACACUGACAGAUAACAUAAAGAAACCUGAAUUUUGGAAGCCCUUGUGUAUAAUGCUCGUGUUCUUUUUAGUAACACAGUUAUCGGGUAUUAAUGUUAUAUGUGCGUACACUACUGAAAUUAUGGAAGUGCUUAUAGGUCAUAAGAAAAAUACAUAUGCUGCUAUGCUAGCUAUUGAUAUUUUGCGCGUAAUUGCGUUAGUUACUGCGUGUAUUUUAUUAAGGAAAUUAGGACGUCGACCCUUAGCAAUCUUUAGUGGAGUUACCACUACUUUAUCUCUAAUUUCACUGGCAAUGUAUCUAUGUCUUGUUAAAUAUCGUAUUAUAAGACACAUAUCUCCGUUUAUAUCUUUAACUUUAAUGGCAGUUUAUGUAUUUGUGUCUAACUUAGGAAUAUCUCUAUUGCCUUGGAACAUGGUCGGUGAAUUGUUUGCCACUGAAACUAAAGGCUUGGGGUCUGGCAUAAGCGUCAUGAUGACGUCACUUGCCUACUUUGUAACGAUAAAAACAGCACCAGCUAUGUUCCAAGGGUUAGGACAUCACGGUACCUAUUUAUUUUAUGGUCUAUCUACUUUAUUAGGAACAAUAUUUCUAUAUUAUUAUCUUCCUGAAACUAGAAAUAAAACUUUAUUGCAAAUAGCCGAAGAGUUUAGGUAUGGCGAUAAAAGCAAACCCAGAGAGUUAACCAAUUUAACAGCUCCUUGAUUAUAAGAUCAAGUAGGUCACAUUUUGAUAAAGAAUUCUUAUUUCAUUGUUAUGGUAACUCUGAAUAAGUAAUAUAGAUGAUGCCAGAAAUACUAUGAAGAACGAAUUAUUACUCAUAAGAAGUGUGUAAGAAUUAAGAAUAAUAUUUAUAAGUAGCAAAUUAUAUAAAUCCUGCUUUAGCAUGGUAAGGUUGAUUACAUUUUUACGAACAUUUUUAUCAUAGGUGCAAUCGAAUUACAUAGCAUAAAUAAAUCAUAUUUACUUAAUAUUAUAGUAAUCAAAAACCAUAAUAUUGUAGCUGUCAGAUUACUAUCACAAGUGACUACUUAACCUAGAGAGAUAAUAACAUUAUUUAAAAUGUAUUGAGGACAUUGUUAAAAACCUUUUGAGUUAUGUUGAGUAUUAUGAAAUAAUAGUUAAUCUGAUGAAUAAUAAUUUAAAGUGAUAAUGCUUGAUUAGAAGGAGGAUAUUUCCAAGGUGUUUUUAUAAUGUUUAUGUAUUAUCGUAGGUCAAAUGUUUUUAUCUAUUGAUGGUUAUAUCGAUACGAAUGGUGCAUUGAAAUCAUGUAUUUACAGCACAAUAAUUUUAUAUAGUAACAACUGAAUGGUAAUUAUACAAAGAACCACAAUUUUAAGUGGCUGUAAUACGCCAAAACAUCGAUGUAUACAAAGAAGACAAAUCUGCACCAUCCGAUAUGAACUGUCCACCCUCCCACUACUAAUAAAGAAUGAAAAGCACGCAUUACACACCACUCAUUACUACACAAAUGGAUUAGCUUCGUUUCCUGAAGAUGCUUCGGUGUUGGAGUGAAGCACGAUGAGUGUGCUCUAGAAAAUUUGUGUGGUAUUGAGUAUUGCUCCCUUAUGCUCUCUUUUCCUGCUUCUUUAGUAGUGGGAGCGGAGCAUAUCAAAUGCUGCAGGUCGCAUCAUAGAUUUUUCUAUUUUGGCGAAUUACAGCGAGUAGGGACUUGGACUGUUUUAUGAUAAUUAUUCACAAGUGUAAAUUAAAAAUUUGUACCACCCCGGCAAGUGAAGGUUACAGUAACUAGAAAA